CCACGCUGGAGGGACUGGCGUGCGCAUGCGCGCACUCCGCCGCGGAACCCGUAGCUUCCGGUCGGGGCGCGUCCGGACCAGCGUCAUGAGGUGGACUUCGUGCGCGCUGUCCGCCGUCCGGGCCGCAUGGCGGGAGAGCGCUGCCCCGCGCGGCCAGGACGUGGCGCGCUGGUUCCCCGGCCACAUGGCCAAGGGCCUGAAGAAGAUGCAGAGCACCCUGAAGCAGGUGGACUGCAUCAUUGAGGUCCGCGAUGCUCGGAUAUCCUCACUGGGCCUGCGGUCAGCCUGGGUUGUUGGCGGUGAAGCACGUUGGGGCCCUGAGACGCUUGGGCUUAAGCCUCAUCUGCUGGUCCUCAACAAGAUGGACUUGGCAGAUCUGACGGAGCAGCAGAAAAUUACACAGCUGUUGGAGGAGGGAGAAGGCCUGAGGCACGUUGUGUUCACCAAUUGUGUGAAGGACCAGAAUGUCCAGCAGAUCAUCCCGAUGGUCUCGGAGUUGAUCAGGAACAGCUGCCGCUACCACCGAGAAGAGAAUCUGGACUACUGUGUCAUGGUGGUCGGAAUCCCCAAUGUGGGCAAAUCCUCCCUCAUCAACUCUCUUCGGAGGCAGCACCUCAGGAAAGGGAAGGCCACCAGGGUGGGUGGUGAGCCGGGAAUCACCAGAGCUGUGACGUCCAGAAUUCAGGUGUGUGAGCGGCCACCGGUGUUUCUGCUGGAUACCCCUGGGGUGUUGGCUCCUCGGAUUGCGAGCGUGGAGACGGGCUUGAAACUGGCUCUUUGUGGAACCCUGCUGGACCACUUGGUCGGGGAGGAGACCAUGGCUGACUUUCUCCUUCACACCCUCAACACGCACCAGCUCCUGGGGUAUGUGCAACAUUAUGGCCUAGGCAGUGCCUGCUGUGACAUUGAGCAGCUGCUAAAGCAUGUGGCGGUAAAGCUGGGGAAGACACGGAAGGUGAAGAUGCUCACAGGCACAGGUAAUUUGAACGUCAUCCAGCCGGACUAUCCUGCGGCAGCCCGCCACUUCCUCCAAACCUUCCGCAGCGGCCUGCUGGGUCCUGUGAUGCUGGACCGUGACGUCCUGCAUGGCCAAGCCCCCACUGAGGCAGAGCUGUGACACUGCCGGAGGCCCCGUCUGUUGACUGUCGCCACCUGUGCUGCUCCUUAGGGGUGGGCUGGUGGGAGCAUGGUGAAUGCCUGGGUCGCUGCUCCCUGCACAGCUGUGAUGGUGGGGAUGGGGCCUGCAGCAGUCAGUUCUGUGGCCAGCAUAGCAUUUAUUUCAUACUUGAGGUUCAUUAAAGUGUACACAGCA
This is a messenger RNA of Ochotona princeps (American pika), 1312 nucleotides long. RefSeq names its product mitochondrial ribosome associated GTPase 1 (gene MTG1). Gene Ontology annotation, molecular function: GTPase activity; GTP binding. NCBI's taxonomy places the organism in Eukaryota, Metazoa, Chordata, Mammalia, Lagomorpha, Ochotonidae. Gene Ontology annotation, cellular component: mitochondrion. The transcript has 11 exons. The record is from RefSeq and is a predicted model, not a curated record. Bases 26 to 1117 code for a protein of 363 amino acids.